Phytophthora infestans T30-4 is the source of this 6279-nucleotide messenger RNA. Its product is annotated as adherance factor, putative. NCBI's taxonomy places the organism in Eukaryota, Oomycota, Peronosporomycetes, Peronosporales, Peronosporaceae. The transcript has a single exon. Gene Ontology annotation, molecular function: lipid binding; metal ion binding. The record is from RefSeq and is a predicted model, not a curated record. Bases 1 to 6192 code for a protein of 2063 amino acids.
AUGGGCAGAGCGCGCACGUUGAGUCGGAGGCGCGCCCAGAGCGGCGCGUCGGCGGACUCCCGCGACGAUUCGUGGCAGCCGCCGUCGCUCACAGCCAGCGAACGCGCCUACAUGAUCCGCAAGGCCAAGGAGGCGUCUGUGGCGCUUGUAGACCACGCGCACACCCUGGACGGUCCUGUGCAGUGGCACUACACCGGUAAGUUUCGCGGCAUCCAGAUGUACCGCGGAGAAGGAAGUUACGAUCAUGUGGGUACAACCGGCACCGAGUUCCUGUGCGGUGUGACCACGAUGAUGGGGUCUAUCGAGGAGGUAGCGAGCCAUUUCGACCAGCAGACAACGGAACUCAUGCUCUCCAAGAAGGCAGAGGACGUGCUGGACUGUGGCGUGCUCUACUCGCUGGUGCACGGCGACCCACAGAACCCGUACUACCGUGUGUCGGCUAAAUAUCAGCUUUACGAAGGGCCCUCCGCCUUCUCUCGAGAGCGAGACUACUGCUACUUGGAGUGUCAGAACACGUUCCGACACGCGUCGGGAAGAAGAGGUUGGGUGCUCAGUAUGCACUCCAUCAAGCUACCAAGUUGUCCUGAAGUGGACGGCGUCGUGAGAGGCAGUAUGUACCAGUCUGGCUACGUGUUUGUAGAGGCCGAGAAGGAAGGAUACAUGGACGUGAUGCACAGUCUUCAGAUCAAUUUCAAGAGCACUAGUCGGUUGCCGCAUUUCCUGCUGAAUUCGGCGCUAAAGCGACGUAUCCUGUCUGUCGUCUCCAUCAGUCGAGAGAUCCAGACGUCGAGAAUGGGACGCCAGACGCUACUGAGGAAGAAAGACCUGAUGCCCAAGCGCACGAGAUCUCUGUGUACGCUUUGCUCACGCAAAUUCUCUUUGUUUGUACGUAAAACGCGAUGCCGCGUGUGUGGUGAAGUGGUGUGCCAGCCAUGUGCGCCGCAAGUCAUGAUCUCUGCGAAGCGUGGCCCCAUCAAGACGCGAGUGUGCACCAGAUGCUACCACUUGUCUCCUAGUGACGAAUAUGAACCGGUCGGAGCGCUGCCUAGCUCUCAUAAUGGAGGCGACCGGCGACGCUUGCAGAAUGAGACACGCUACUCGGAUAUCUUGCAAGAUCAUCACGACCAUCCGGACUUGUACCAUGAGGAAGACGAGGAUAGCAUGGAAGAGGACGGAGACGAAGACGGACUUGAAGAGCAGUCGGACUACAGUGUGUUCGCCCAGUCUCGGUUCACAGAAGCGAGCCGGGACUCCAUGGCUGCGAGUCAGUUCAGUGCCUCCAGAAGUCAGUUUGAAAGCCACUUUGAAGACUCCAGUCAGUUCGACGCUACCAGCGAGCUGGACGACAGUCAGUACUACGACGGCGGCUCCAGCGAGAACAGCUUCGUUAGUGGUACUAGCACGUCGUACUGGCAAGGUGGUAAUAGCGCGGUAAGCAGUAUGGCUGGCUGGAACCAAGCUAGCAGUGUCAAACCUGCGGAUGGCUACAUUUACGACCCGCAGGCUUCGACGUCGAGCAGCAAUUUCUAUGGAGCAAGUAACUAUGGAAGCGAAUAUGGGGCGAGUAAAUAUUCGACUGAAGAGGAGCGUCGGAAGCGGCCGGAUAGAUACAAAGCAGCACCGAUCCCUGAAGACGAGCCGUCGAGUCAUCGUGGUUACAAUAAAAGCCCCAACUCGAGCUACGACGACUAUAAAUUGGCUCAGGGCUCCAACUACAACUCCACGCAAGUAUCCGAUUUCAAGGCGACGCAGGAUUUCAAGGUUACGAAAGACCCCAAGCCGGCGAAAGACUUGAAGUCUACAGGUUCUAGUCAGGGCAGUCAAACGUCCAACACGAGUACUGCGAGCAAGACUCUGUCAAUCCAGAGCCUGGCCAAGGCGCGCUCUGCGCGCUACGGAAUCAAGAGUCAGUUCCCGCCGCCACCACCUCCACCACCACUGUCCCCGCCACUGGAGGAGGAGGAAGAAGAAGACAGUCCUCUGCAUCUUGGAGAAUUAAAUACGGACAAUACUCACGGCUCUAAGAACCGCAAGCCCAAGGGGAUCGCUGCACGGAAGAUGUUCACUCCGCCGCCUCCACAACGAGAAGCAAGUUCAUCAAGGUCGUCAUCAAACCGCGAUCCCAAGGUGCCUCGAAAUAUGGCGUUCAACGCAGCUGUGGCCAACAGAGACUCGCGGGUGUCCCAGACAAGCUCCAGAGAUUCAAGACUGACCAGUAGUACCCGCUCUUCUGCGAUUCUGGAGCAAAUGCGUCGCAAUCGCGGCCGUACGUUCCAGCUUACUCCUGAAAGCGACCGAUCUUCGGCGGUGUUGAAGUCGCUGGAAGAGGAACACCUGAACCGGAUGCGCGAAAUCGAGCGGAUGCAGGCUGUGGCCAAGGAGAAGGCAGCUCGGCGCUCCAUGUCGUCAAACGGAAGUCGCAAUUCCAUGCGAAGUGCUCAGAACUCCCAGAAUGGUGUUAGUGCUGCUGUUGGUAAGGAACCGGAGCAAUUCCGUCGCAGUUCUCGUCGCUCUCGUGGUGCAGCAAGCUCCUCGACAGGCCCGAUGCCUGGUUCUCCGCCCGGAACGCCGCCUAGCAUGCGUGGCCGUCGAUUACCGAAUCCAAACUCUUCUUUUAACAGUCAAGGACACCGAUCGUUCCGUGGGGAUCGCUCGCGUCGUACAGAUGCCAGUAGCGACUUUGGAGCAAGUCGUUUCCUCUCGAACCGGUCGAAUGGCGCGUUUGCAUCGGCUCAGAGUGACGAUCUCAUGUUCGACUCACAGCGGUCUGGUAAACGCUUCGACUCGUCAUUGAGCUCAAGCAACAGCAGCAAGUUUGGUGGUAAGCGGUUCGACGCGUCCCAAGUUUCGGGAACUCACAUGACCAAUCAUCCGGACGAUCUCGCGUUUGAUGCGUCUCACCUAUCGGUGGAUAAAUCCAAGUUCUCGAGCAGUAUUGCGAUACUGGAGAACCCUGAUGGGUCUCCGGAGAACGUCGCAAUGAUGGAGAGACCGAGUCAACAGCGCAGCUCGAACGACUCACUUCUAAACGAAGAUUUACUGGAUCAGUCUUCAGCCGGUAUGAGUGACCACAUCAGCUCGAUGAGAGCUCGUGCUGCGUACAGGUUGCCAGACGAAGAAGACCGUCCGUCUGAUGAGCUACGAAAGAGGCAGGAAGAGCAUCGUAAGCGCAUGGAGGAGCUAUCCAAACUGGCAGCCAACCACGUCGUCGUGGAAGAAAAUGUUCGGGAUAGCACGUCUACGCUUGGAGGGCUGCACGACAGCUCGAUUAGUCUAACGCAGUACUCUGCGAAUCGCUUUGGUGACAGCACGAUCAGCUCGGCCAGCUCCGCUAGUUCUGUCGACAUUGAUGACGAAGAAUUUGACUUUGAGACGAGACCUCUUGGACGUACCAAGCGCAGCGGCACUAUCCCCUUCUCGUUGGAGGAGCUGGAGCAGGUUCCAGAUGUGGAAAGUGACGACGAGCAGAGUGAAGGACCGGAUGACUCAGACACUUCGUUCCGCCUGAGCGAGGAGCACGCAGAGUACGCGACGCCAUCGUACCGAUCGAGCGAAGAGUCUGCGGGUGUCGAGUUCGAGAGUGAGCCGUCGCCGGCGUACCGCCCCGGUGAGGAAUCGGAGAAUGAAGUUGAACAGAAGCGUGGAUUUGCCGCGAUGCCAUUCCGCUCAAGCAUCGAGUCGGUCAAACAGGAGCAGGAGCAGAAGAGUGGGCUUGCUACCCCAUUGCGUCAGAGCGAAGAAUUGGUCGAACACGAACACGGGUUGGCUGGUUCGAUGUACCGUCCGAGUGAUGAGUCUGUAGAGCAGAAAAGUGGAGUUAAUACCCCACCACGCCGUUCAAGUGAACACAAUAGUGGAUUUGCUACUUCACCACGUCGUCAGAGCGAGGAGUCAGUGGAGAUGCAGAGCAGCGGAUUUAACUCUUCGUCACGUCGUACUAGCGAGGAUCUGCAGAGUGGUUUCGCCACUCCUUCUCGUCGCUCGAGUGUGAGCUCCGACGAGCAUGAACACGAGAGAGAGUUUGCUAACUCAGCGUUUCGGAUGAGUGAGGAGUCUGUGGAGUCUGCAAAGCACGAACCUAAGAGUGAAUUGGCUACUCCUACGCGCCGUUCAAGUGAAGGUCUUAAGAGUGGGUUUAUGACCCCACCACGACGGUCGAGCAGUGAUUCAGCGGAGCGUGAAAGUGAAUUUGCUAACUCAGCGUACCGACCUAGCGAGGAAUCCGUGGAACACGAACUGGAACAUGAGAAUGGUCUUAUGACGCCUCCUCGUCGCUCGAGCGACGAGCACAAGACUGGACUUGUCACCCCACCACGUCGUCUGAGUGUGGAAUCGGUGGAGCAAGAGCAAGAGCGUAACAGUGGAUUUGCUACUCCUCCCCGUCGCUCAAGUGAGGACCACAAGAGUGGGUUUAUCACGCCACCGCGCCGCCAGAGUGAGGAAUCGGGGGAUCACGCACUUGCAAAUUCGGCGUAUCGUUCAAGCGAGGAAUCGAUGGAGGACAAACAGGAGCACAGCAGUGGACUUGCCACUCCUCCUCGUCGUUUAAGCGAGGACCACAAGACUGGACUCGCUACCCCGCCGCGCCACAGUGAGGAAUCCAUGGGGCACGAGUACGACAAUGGGCUCGCUAACUCGUCAUACCGUUCGAGCGAGGAAUUGAUGGAACAUGAGCAGGAGCGUAGCAGUGGAUUCGCCACUCCUCCUCGCCGCUCAAGUGAAGACCACGAGACUGGCUUCACCACCCCGCCACGCCGCCAGAGUGAGGAGUCCGUGGAGCACCAACAGCAGCAUGCGCUGGCUAACUCGGCCUACCGCUCGAGCGAGGAAUCUGUGGAGCACAAACUGGAGCACAGCAGUGGAAUUACCACGCCUUCCCGUCGUUCAAGCGAGGACCACCACAGUGGAUUCAUCACGCCACCACGCCGCCAGAGCGAGGAGUCCACGCACGAGAAUGAGUCUGAAGAUGCAGGUCAUCGCUCGAGUGAGGAGCAUGAAGCCACCAAGCCUGAGUACCGCUCAAGCGCCGACUCCGUGGAGCACAAAAGUGAACGGGGGUCAGACUCGAGCUCAGAUUCUGACUCGGACGCAGCGUACCGCACCAGCGAAGAGCAAGUUGCUCCUGAGAAGAGUGCGCCCAAGUUCCAGCCGUUCAGCUCUCAACUUGUACCAGGCGAGGGAAGCGCAGCAGUCGACGAGUUCCACGCUGACAGCUCACGAGUCAUCUCCGACAGCAAACUCGCUCAAGUGGAUGAACACGACGACGACACGCGCUCGCCGCGUGACACGUCGGACUUUAUCCCUGAAGACCACACGCAGACGCCGAUUUCCAGCAGCAGUACGGAGCCUUCGGAGCACUUGGCUUCUCCCCGCGAGUCGAACGUGUCGGCGAUCGAUGAAGAGUUGAUGAACCGUCCCACGAACGAGCUUUUCGAACUGAUUCGCGCCAACCGACCUAUGUACGACACAGAUGGGUCCCGUUCUUCCGACGUGAUGCACGAUCUAGAAGCGAGCCACUUGCGUCGAAUGGAGGAGCUGAACCGGAUCGCUGUUGACCACUUGGGCAACCGCAUCUCCAACUUGGAUGAAGAUAUGCUCGGUAGUGCAUACCAACCAGGUCGGUCCAUGCAUCCGGGCUUCCGAGAUGACAGUGAAGAGAUGCAGUGGCGUUCGUCCAGUGUCAUGCAAGAAGUGCAGUCCAAACACCAGGUUGAUAUGGAGAGACUGCGCCGUAGAAUCCGCCAGCUGGAAGAGGAAUGUCGCGAGUCUAUCGCGUCUGUGUUGACGCCCGAGGAAAUGGACUUGUCCGAGUUUGACAGUGACGACGAUGACGACACGUUUAACGGUCAUCGGAGCUUCCAUGCCAGUAGAAGCUUCAAUCCGCAGUCGUCGUUCAUGUGUGCGAGCGAUCUGAGUGCGUCUACGAUCUCGGAACGCAAUUCGGACGACGAAAUGGACACACAACCGCUGCCUGCGCGCAUAUUAUUCGAACAGAUCGCACAGUUGACGCAGUUGCAACGCGAAAUGUCCGAAGCCGAGGACGACGAUGAUGAGGAAGAGUAUCGCGAACGUAUUAAGGAGCAGUAUCGCGUACUGCAAACGAUCAAGUCUAACGGCGCUCGUCAGGAGCGCGAGUCUCUCAGUCGCGAGUCGCUGACCCGAGAGUCAUUGGAGGAAGAGAACUGGAUCUAAAGCCGGUCAGUAGUUUAUAUGCCAAGUAGAGUGGCGUGUGCACAUGCAUUUAUUAUCUGUCGUUACGGAAUUGCUUCCUGUAUUGCA